Hymenoscyphus albidus is the source of this 885-nucleotide messenger RNA. The record is from the annotation of a GenBank genome assembly. NCBI's taxonomy places the organism in Eukaryota, Fungi, Ascomycota, Leotiomycetes, Helotiales, Helotiaceae.
AUGGCUACCAUAAUCGCCGCACGACAAGAUUCGAUUCCUACAUCUAUAACUCUGGCGGCUAGUUAUCUUGGCAUAGCGCGCUUGAACGGUGGAAUAAUUCGCUUCCCAGGGCCCGAACAUGUCAGAACACACAUCACAGAGGAUGGAAGGGUUUGGAAACUGGUCCGUCUCUACAAGUUCCUCGACAUUCGCAGUUACGCAAAGUCCCAAGGGACCCAAGAAUACUUCCUGUUUCGGAAGGCACGAUUAUGGCAUCGUAUCCUGUUCAACAGGGCUUACUCCGACAGCGCAAAAAACCCAUUCAAAGAUUUUUGCGUAUCUGUCAGUGAGAUGAAAAGAAUGGUUCAGCUAAUUCGCCAUUGUCCCCCCAAGCUCGACCAGGUGAACUACUUGACAGGUGGGGGGGAAAUAGUGACACCUCUUGCGCAAGCCGACAUCGACCAGGACAAGCGGAUGUGCCCUAUCUGCUACUUGAAUUUCACCGUCGAUUGGUCUACUUUGGACUUACGACGAGAUGGAACAACCGACGAAAAGAUACUGAGCGAAGCAAAACUCGAGGUACAAAAUUUGGUCAAAUCUACCUUCUCAAGGUUUCUGCCACCCCCUAAAGACGCAGAUAUCAAGAUGCCCACCGGGUUUCUCGCUUCUCUACACACAAUUACAGCCGAGAUUGAAGCAUUUGAUAAGAUGAUGGCUGAACUCAAGGCCAGUGCACUGGGAAAAGAAGAGUAUUGCAACCAGCCAGUUCAGACCACCUGUGGACAUAUCAUGGGUAAAGAUUGCCUCAAGUCGUGGUGUGAGCAAAAUCCGUCCAAGUCGACCUGUCCAUAUUGCAGAGUGGAUUUAACUACGCCUAUUAAAGUAGCCUUAGAUCUUUUCGGGUGA